Messenger RNA from Thlaspi arvense, 372 nucleotides. The record is from the annotation of a GenBank genome assembly. Lineage: Eukaryota; Viridiplantae; Streptophyta; Magnoliopsida; Brassicales; Brassicaceae.
UAUGACUCGAAAGAUGUGAGAAAUUUGGUGGAAGUCCUAAGAGAAGCAGCGACGGAGGAGAAAAUGUUUUUACGUCGGAGAAGGGAACAAGCGGUUGCUCCGUCACCUUGUGGUGACAUGCCUCGACGAGAAAGCAUACUCACGGUGCUUAGAAGUCCAUCCUCGCCGCUGCUACUUCUUGAAGCCUUCGGAGUCGAUUUCUCCUGCCAGAAGAAUUAUAUAGCGCAGGGCUAUCUCAAGAUGAUGUGGCAUCACUCUUCAAUUUUUGGCAAACAGAACGGAAAUCUUCCAAACAUUUCGGCAGACUUUAAUUUCAGAAUACUCUUCAAGUUUUUGGCUGACGAAACAGAAGUCUUCCAAACAUUUCAGUAG